AUGGCGCCCCACACCGCCGCCGCCCUAGCUGGCCACACCGCUGCCUCGCCUCAGCCUCUCGACCUUGGCUGCUGCUCCACCCCUCCACCAGAGGCCCUAGCCUCUUCCCCGGCUGCUGCUCCGCCCCCCUCCACUGAAGGCCCCCCUCCGCCGGACGCCCUCCCGCUGGAGGCCCCGACCUCUUGCCCGGCCACUGCUCUGCCCCCCUCCACCGUCGCCCUCCCUACGGGGGGCCCUUUCCCUCACCCCUCUCCUAGCCCAGCUCUGGCCGCUCGUACUCUCCCGCUGCACCCGUGGCCGCGGCGUCAUCUCCGGUCACACGCUGCGCCCGCGCCCCUCUUCCGACCCUGGCCCCGUGAUAAUCGACGUCGGAGAGGUUGGCCCCUGAUCGUUCCUCCGCUGGUUAACUACUUCCUCUACAGCCAAGGGUUUACACAAAGAGGGAGAAUGCCAGCAGCUGCAAUUCUGGACCUGAAAAAGCUACGUCAGAGUUACCUAUUCUGCACAUCUUCAAAUGAGCUGAAAAUUUACGGAGAAUUGUUUUCGAAUAUAUGGAAAAUACUGGAGCAAAUAACUACCGGAGGGGGCCACCCUGGUGAGCACAAGACACCAGGGUGCGCCUGGGCCCCCAGGCGCGCCCUGGGGGUUGUGCCCUCCUCGGCCCGACUACGGUACCCAUCUUGUGGUAUAUAAAUCAUUUUGAGCUAGAAAAAAAAUAAGAGGGGGACUUUCGGGACGGAGCGCUGCCGUCUCAAGAGGAACUUGGGCAGGAGCACUUUUGACCUCCGCCGGGG
Triticum aestivum (bread wheat) is the source of this 794-nucleotide messenger RNA. RefSeq names its product pistil-specific extensin-like protein. The transcript is spliced from 4 exons. NCBI's taxonomy places the organism in Eukaryota, Viridiplantae, Streptophyta, Magnoliopsida, Poales, Poaceae. The record is from RefSeq and is a predicted model, not a curated record. Bases 1 to 693 code for a protein of 230 amino acids.